GGGGGCGGGGCCCGGACGCCUGGGCCCCUCGCGCUCUGGGCUGGGCGCUGCCCUUUGCCCGGACACGUCCCUGCGCGGGGCGGGAUCUGCUCCCGGGCGCCUGGGCCCCUCCCGGACGCCUGGGCCCGGCUCGGCAGCACCAGGAAGUCACCGGCACCGGCCCCCCCCCCCCCCCCCGGCCCCUCUCGAGCCCCCCCCCCAAUGGCCGGGGAGGAGCCGCCGCGACCCGCCGAGACCGGGCCCCCCGAGGACACGGAGCCGGAGCCCCCCCGGGACGCGGGGUUGGAGCCAGGAUGCCCCAAGGACGCGGGAUCGGAGCAGAGACGCUGCGAGGACGCUGAGCCGGAGCUGGAGCCGGGACCCCCCCGGGACACAGAGGCAGCGCUGGAGCCUCCCCGGGACGCAGGGUUGGAGCCGGAGCCCCCCCAGGACACGGGCUUGGAGCCGGAGCCGCCCCCCUGCCGCUGGUUCCUGGAGGGCCGGUGCCGGUUUGGGGCCCGGUGCCGCCACCCCCAUCCCGGAGCCCCCCGGGAGCAGCCGCCGGCCGGAGCCGGAGCCGGAGCCGGAGCCGGAGCCAGAGCCGGAGCCGAGGCCGGAGCCGGAGCCGAGGCCGGAGCCAGAGCCGAGGCCGGGACCGGGAAGCGGCGUCUGCGCCCGGCGGGCGACGUCCUGGCGCGGCUGCGCUGGGACCCGCGGCUGGACCCGGCGCUGGCGGCCGUGGGCUACUGGGACCGGUUCCGGGGGCUGCUGGAGCGGCCGCUGGGCGACUUCUUCUGGGGGCCCCUGGCCGACGCCGGCCCCGGGGAGCUGGGGGUGCCGCUGCACCGCGUCCGCUACGUGGCCUACGGUGGCCAACGCCUCUGGGACCGCGACGCCCGCCGCGACCACGUCUUCGGCUCCGACGGCAGCGGCCGCACCGUCCUCGACGUCCUGCGCGAGGCGGGGGAGGCGCCGGACGCCAGGGCCCCCCCGGACGCCCCCCGGCCCUGAGCGCGGCCCCCCCCGCGCACA
Molecule: messenger RNA, 1011 nt
Organism: Dromaius novaehollandiae (emu)
Lineage: Eukaryota; Metazoa; Chordata; Aves; Casuariiformes; Dromaiidae
Gene: LENG9
Product: leukocyte receptor cluster member 9
Exons: 2
Coding region: 202-990 (262 amino acids)
Molecular function (GO): metal ion binding
Source: RefSeq, a predicted model, not a curated record